Molecule: messenger RNA, 3490 nt
Organism: Rubroshorea leprosula
Lineage: Eukaryota; Viridiplantae; Streptophyta; Magnoliopsida; Malvales; Dipterocarpaceae
Source: the annotation of a GenBank genome assembly
AGUCUCCAUCGGCGGUUCUUACGGACCCCCUCUGCCUCCUACCUCUUUAUUGCCCGCCGUUCUCUCGCUUUCUCACUUCCCCCUUUUUGACCACCGCCGGCUGCACCUAAUUACUCUAUUCUAUGGUUUCCUUUCUCCAUUUUUGUGUUUAGGAUCUAGACCCGGACCCUGCCUGUGUGAGUUUGUCGACGAAGCUAGGGUUUCAAUUUUGGAGUGAUUGAUGAUUUUCUCGGAUCUUUCCUUGGUCCACUAUCCUGCCUUUUCCGGGAUUUCCGACUUCUAGAUCACCUUUUAUUUCUGUCUCUCCUUAUUUAGAGUUAAUUUUGCGGUUUUAAUGACUGUAAAUGGAUGCAUUCCGGCAAAGGAGAAAAGAGCAUUACCGGCGUAGCUGCAAAUAGGAGCUCCAGCGAUUUACUUGCAUUGACGGUUCCUGCUUCUCUUAGAGGAAAGAAACAGGGGAACUUUGCAAAUUUGGCAUCUGUUUCAAGUUCCUCCAGUAGUUAUAUUACAGGGGAAGAAGAUUCGCUUACGGUUGAUUUAAGUGGGAGAUCUUCAAGAAAAUCAAUUGGUAUGCCAAUGAAAAAGCUAUUAGCAGAAGAGAUGUCUAAAGAGAAUGGAUCCAGAAGACGGUCACCAAAUGUUAUUGCAAGAUUGAUGGGCCUUGAUGGUCUGCCACCUCAGCAGCCCAGCCAAAAGCAACAAAACAGGAGUGCUGAGAAUGGUCAAGAGAAAGCUCAAAAGAGUUGCGCAUUCUACAGCCAGGCAUCCUCUAGAAAGAACUCCAGGGAUGAACAAGAGUUCAAAGAUGUUUUUGAGGUUUUAGACUCAGAAAAGGUGGAGAGUGCUGGUUACUCCUCACAGGGAACUGGAAUUUCAAAGUGUACUGAGGCUGAGAUGGCAUUUAUUUGGCAGAAGUUCAUGGAUGUUAAACGUCUUUCAACUGAUGAAAAGCUUCAGGAUUUGAAGGAAUUGGAUGAUGCCCUUGAGGUUUUAGACUCCAACAAAGAUCUUUUGCUGAAAUUGCUUCAGCAACCUGAUUCAUUAUUCACAAAGCAUUUGCAUGAUCUGCAAAAUGGCCCUCCUGAAUCCCAUUGUGGUCACAUAUCAGCUAUAAAGUCAUCACGCACUCUGCUCUAUGAAAAUAGUAGCUUAGGCCAGAGAACAGAUAGAGAAAGUCGAUGGAAGAAUCAUAGUAAAUCUCCUCAGCACCAUCAAGCAGAUAUUUUAAACCACUCAUUUGCUAUUCAAAAUCACCCCAAGUCAUCUAAAGUUCAAGUUGAAGAGAAAAGUGAGCUGGUCUCUUUGCCCACGAGGAUUGUUGUUCUGAAGCCAAACCUUGAGAAGCCACACAAUGCUGCCAGAAUUUCUUCAUCACCCAGUUCUUCUCAUCAUCUGCCAUCAGAUUGUAAAAAACACACAGAGAUUAUGGGUAUCAAAAAUAGGGAGGUAGAAGUAUGGGGCAAGAAAAGCGUUUAUGGUGAUUUGGGGAUUUUGAGGCCUAAUUCUAAAGAUUCUAGAGAGAUUGCUAAAGAAAUCACUAGGAAAAUGAGAAGUAUUUCAAGCAGUAGUUCUUUGAAAUUUCCAACCUCCAAGUUUAAAGGAUAUGCAGGGGAUGAAAGCUCAUGUGAUGUAUCUGGAAGUGAAUCUGCAAAUGAUUCAGAUGUAACAGCAGUUACUUCCAGAGAAACCUUUGGCAGGAAUUACCAGUAUAGGUUAUCAUCAUCCCGUUCUUCUGAAUCAUCUAUCAGUAGGGAGGCCAAGAAGAGACUCUCAGAAAGGUGGAGAAUGACUCACAGGUCUCAAGAGGUAUGUCUUGCUAGCAGGGGCAGCACACUUGGUGAAAUGCUUGCCAUCUCUGACAGUGAAGUGAGGCCUGCAAGUUUUACUAGCAUGAUUAAGGCUGAAUGCAGCCAUAGUAAUGAAACAUCGUUAUGGGGUGAACCUUUGGGUAUUAGCAGCAAGGACGGUUGGAAGGAUGGAUGUCUCAGUAAUCUAUCAAGAUCAAGAUCUCUUCCAGGUUCUGCUGAUUUUGGAAAUCCCAGAACAAGUUUGCGCCAGGAAGUUCUUUGUAGUGACAAAUAUGUGAUGCCAAAGGAUAGUAGAAAGCGUGACAGAAGCAAGGCAGUAAAGGGGACCUUCAUUCAAAGGGAAGGUUUACCAUCUAGGAACUCAAAGGCCACUAUAAAAAAAUCUCAAUUUCUUAGUACUAACAAUAGUGAGGGGAAGGAUGAUACUCCAUCACAAGUUGGUUUACCUGAUUUUCCAGUGAAGAGUAAUUUGGAAGGGGAUGGGCAAUCUUUAGAAAAUCCUGUGGUUUCAGAAGCAUUUGCUGGUAGUGUCGCAACAGGUUCCCUUCAUGAAGAGAAAGAGGAUGUCAACAAUCAGAAUUCAGCUGUGUGUUCUGGACCUUGUCAUCUGGAAUUAUCAGCUUCGGUAAAUGGUGACUUUUCUGCUGGUGACCUAGAUACUUUGGCCUCCCAGGAAAUACGGGAUGGGCAACAUGAGGGAGCCCCAUCACAUCACCCUGAACCCCAACUUGAAUCUUACACAGGCCCCAAGGAGGGAGAUCAGCCUAGUCCAGUUUCAGUUCUAGAGGCUCCUUUUGCAGAUGAUUUUUCAUCUGGUUCCGAGUGCUUUGAGAGUCUUAGUGCUGACAUCCAUGGGCUUCGGAUGCAACUUCAACUACUGAAAAUGGAGUCUAUGGCAUAUGCAGAAGGAUCUACACUACUUUCUAGUGAUAAUGACACUGAUGAAGUGUCUUCUGAGAUUGUAGACGAUACUGGAAUAUUAAGGGCUGAAGAGAACUUGGAGUUUUCAUACAUAUCUGAUGUCUUAAUUGAUUCUGGAAUUAGCAGUACUGAUCCUGAUGCAUUCAUGGCGACGUGGUACUCUCCAGAUUGCCCUGUAAAUCCCAUUGUAUUUGAAGAACUCGAGAAAAAGUACUGUCAUCUGACUUCGUGGUCAAGGGCUGAAAGGAAACUGACGUUUGACCGUAUAAACUCAAAGCUUCUGGAGAUCUACCAGCAAUCCAUCAAUCAACAUCCAUGGGUGAAGCCUGCAAGAAGAAUUCAUUCAAAGUGGAACAAGCAAGGACUCGAGGAUAGCUUGCACAGGUUGCUGGCAGUUCAGGAAAAGAAAGCGAAGAAGGAUGCCAUAGGAAUGGUGCUUGGAUGGGAAAAACAAUGGUUAGGCACAGGAGACGAUAUUGACGUCAUAGGUAGAGAAAUCGAGCAGUUAUUAGUUGAUGAACUAAUUGCGGAGGUAGCAGCUCUGUAAUGACUUAGAACGUAAGCUGCUUUGGUUUUAGAAGAAUCACCAUAUAUGCAACCGUAAUCGAGGUGAUGGAAUGAGCAUUUCAUGAGUAGAAGUAGGGAAAAAUAUGUAAAUUAGCUCCUCAAAUUAAUUUUCAUUGAUGAAUAAACCCUCGAUGAAAGUUUGGUUGCAAAUCAAAUCUUAAAGUCUCAAUCUGCAAUAAAUGUGUUUAAAGUGA